AGUAAUCCUAUGUGAAGUAGUAAUGAUUAGCUUUAAAUCCCCAUUUAAAAUUUUGUUAGCUUUUUAUAUAAUUUAUGGAAAUAACCAGGAGAAGCGGUCAAAGUGAAUCCGUUAUCCAUCCAAUCUCCAUCUCCGUCUCCAUCUCACCCUGUAAAUUGAAAUUGCUCUUCCUCGAAUCUUGGUAUUCGUGGAAGCGACUGCCGAAGUGACCCUCACGAUCUCGCCACCUCUCUUUCUGUCCCUAUCUAUCUCUUCUCUUGCGUAUUUUCCAUUGUUGAAUUUGGAAUAUCGGAUCACCACAUGACCGUUUCCUUCUCUGCUUUGAAACUUUCCUAAACAAACCCACCUCUGCAUUUUGCUUUCUCUCAUCUUUUUCUUGGUGUCUUUUCUUGUCUCGAAGGGUAUAUUUGUGGGAUUUCUUGAUUUUCCUCCUUUUGACCCCAAAAUUAACCUACUUUUUUUGGUUUUACUAUUAUUAUCUUUUAUUGGGGUUCUCCCAUUUUUUGUUGUUUCUGGGUUUUGCCUUUGUUCUUCUUUUGCUUUCGAGACGUUUUGUGCUUUCUCUUUUGGUGACAGAGAGUUCAUAAACCGUUUUGGUCCUUUUGACUGUCACUGUUUGAUGGGCUGUUGUUGAUGUCUUUGACGGCUGGUGUGGAUUCGAGUUCCAAAAACAUGGGUCUGGAUGAGAGCAAUGAAAAUGUCUCGGAGACCAAAACAGCAGCAGCAGCGAAAACACCCGCGAAUGAAGAUGAAUCUCCCAGUGCUGGCGUUAGUAGACAAAUGAGUGACAGCUCCAUCUGUGCAACCGAGGAUGAAGAGGAAGAUGAAGAAAGGAAGAUUGAGUUGGGUCCUCAGGUCACGCUUAAAGAACUCUCUGAGAAGGAUAAGGAUGAUGAGAGCUUGAGAAGGUGGAAAGAACAGCUGCUUGCUGGUGUGGAUCUUGAAUCUGUUGGAGAAAAUCUGGAGCCAGAAGUUCUGAUCCUGAGCCUGGCGAUCAAAUCCGCUGAUAGACCUGAUAUUGUCCUUUCAGUCCCUCCAACUGGAAAUCCAAAAGGCUUAUGGUUCACCUUAAAAGAAGGAAGCAAAUACAGUCUGAAGUUCACUUUCCAGGUUAACAAUAACAUCGUGUCUGGCCUCAGAUACACUAACACAGUUUGGAAAACUGGCUUGAAGGUUGAUAGCGCAAAAGAGAUGCUUGGAACCUUUAGCCCUCAGGCAGAACCUUAUACUCAUGAGAUGCCUGAAGAAACAACUCCAUCUGGCAUGUUUGCUAGAGGCCAAUAUGCAGCUAGAACCAAGUUUAUCGAUGACGACAACAAGUGCUACUUGGAGAUCAACUACACCUUUGAUAUCCGAAAAGAGUGGCAGUCAACUUAAAACUCAGGGAGUUCCCACCUGCAAGAGCCACUGUUUUCUGUCCCUAGUUGAUCAUUUUACAAGUUGAAUCUGCUUUGGAUGUUAAACAUUCCUUGUUUUUCAUUUUCAUUUACUUUCAUGUCUGAGAUUGAUCUGGAAUCUAAGCAGUGAGGAGAAGAUUAAAUGAGAAUGCAUGUAAACAUUCGUUUGCUAGGUAUCUAUUAAUAAAAGUUUUGAGAAUUUCCUGGUUCA
This is a messenger RNA of Tripterygium wilfordii, 1608 nucleotides long. Its product is annotated as rho GDP-dissociation inhibitor 1-like. Bases 634 to 1377 code for a protein of 247 amino acids. Gene Ontology annotation, molecular function: Rho GDP-dissociation inhibitor activity; protein binding. The transcript has 5 exons. Gene Ontology annotation, cellular component: membrane; cytoplasm; cytosol. Lineage: Eukaryota; Viridiplantae; Streptophyta; Magnoliopsida; Celastrales; Celastraceae. The record is from RefSeq and is a predicted model, not a curated record. Gene Ontology annotation, biological process: Rho protein signal transduction.